AGUCAAGAUCGACGUGCGCUGCCACACCUGACCUAGCGAAACCUGCUCCUUUGCUCCGGAGUCAAGAUCGUCGACGGUCUCUUCUAAACCACCAAGAGGAUCGGCAAAGAACACCCUGCGAUGAUACUUACGGGCCGCGUGCUUCGACUACCGUCGGCGAGCAGCAUCUAAGCUGCAGGUGGGCACCAAUUAAAGAAGCGGGGAAAGAAGAAGUAGACGUGAAGCAGAAGAACUAAUAAGCUUACUUGUAUUAAUGUUGGGCUAGCUGUUGGCUCUUAGAAGUAGACCAAGACAUCAGUUUACAGAUGCGACUAUGAGAAACAUAAGAGGUGUUAUGCUUGUGUUGUGCAGGGUCUUGUUCUUAGGUAUCUUGUGAAUUGUAAUGCUCUUUUAAGACAAGGAAAAAAGCAUAAAAAAACUUCGAGAUGGUUGAUUCCUCUGAUUUCACCUUUUGCCAGGUUGGUUUAGAAGUUCAAGACGACAACAUAGAGUCUCCUAAAGCAAUUCCUGAUAUUAAUAAGAUUGUUCUUGAAGACAAUCCUUCAUGUGGUUUGAGAACAAACAGAAAUCCAGUGCCAGGUGAUACUUCUCGAGACAAUGCAACUUUACAAGAGAAAUCUGAUGUGUCUUCAUCUCAUAAUUCAAGUAAAACAGCAAUUGCAAAUGACAAGCUAACUAAACUAAUGAUACCGGAACAAGUUAGAGGGGCAAAAGAUUUGGAACAUGCAUCACAGGAACAGAAACCAGUAGUGAAAAAACCUGUAGCGAGAGCUAAGGUUCCAUUUGAAAAGGGGUACAGCCAAAUGGAUUGGUUAAAGAUUACUCGUACACAUCCUGAUCUUGCAGGGCUUAAGGGACGAUCAAACUGCAGGCUAAUUACUCUGGAUGAAGUUAAGCAGCAUAAAACUGGUGGUUCUAUUUGGACAGUUCUAAAAGGCCGUGUUUACAAUAUUUCCCCAUACAUGAAGUUUCAUCCUGGAGGUGAGGAUAUGAUUAUGAAGGCAGCUGGCAAAGACUGUACUGCUUUAUUCAACAAAUAUCAUGCAUGGGUUAAUGCGGAAUUCUUACUGGAGAAGUGCCUUGUGGGAAUUCUAGAUCCUAACUGAAAACUCAAGCACAGAUAAAAAGGUCAUGCACUUCGGUGUUGCUUGUGUCUGACAGUUACAAGUAAAUUUAUUUCUUUAAGAAAAUAAGAGCAGACGAUGCUCUCAGCGCUUCUUGAAGUGGACCAUGUUGCUUAUGUACAUUUCCUUUCAUGUACCACUUAAUUGAUGAAUCUGAUGCGUUGUUAAGAUUUAUAUAUUUAGAUUGCCAUUGUGUAAAUUCCUAGUGUAUCAUUGUCCAACGUGAAAGAUUUGUUAUUUUCAAGAUCAUCAAAGCUGUCGGGAACAAGUGUAUUAUUUUGAACAGGAAAUUAUAGUCGUAACUAUUAUCUAUGGCUCUCUAAUGCCUUAGUUUUUUA
Messenger RNA from Zingiber officinale, 1462 nucleotides. RefSeq names its product cytochrome b5 domain-containing protein RLF-like. NCBI's taxonomy places the organism in Eukaryota, Viridiplantae, Streptophyta, Magnoliopsida, Zingiberales, Zingiberaceae. The transcript is spliced from 8 exons. The record is from RefSeq and is a predicted model, not a curated record. Bases 426 to 1106 code for a protein of 226 amino acids. Gene Ontology annotation, molecular function: heme binding.